GUGUUAAGCACACCCCAUGGGAGCAUAAAGUCGGUGCUGCAUCCCGGUCAGAUGCUCCAGGUUCUUCUCUCAGCCUCCUCACUCGCUAUCAAGGUCACCCAAAGCAAAAUAGUUAACCUCUUUGUUGUUCAGUUUCCUCAUCUUCAGGAAGAGGUCGGGAUACCGGCGCCUGAGGAGACCCGCCGCAUCGCCCGGACGCAGCCGCCGCCGCGGGAGGCUGUUCCGCUGCGCCGAGACCCUGAGCUGGCAGGGACCCUGCGCCGCAGCCGCCGCCGCCUGUGCUCCCCGCGCCGCGCCGCGCCGCCCUCGCUGCGCCCGGGCUCCGCUGCCCGGCGACCGCCACUGUCAAGCGGAGCCCCGCCCCCUGCGCGCCCGGAGAGCCGCGGCCCUCGGGACGCGCGGCCGCCCGGAUUGGCUGCCAGGCCGCUGGCUCCGCCCCCCUCCCUAUGGCCGCGCCCCUCCCCGCGUCCGUGGCGCGCGCGGCUGCCGGCUCUCUCCCAGGGCCGCCGCGGAGGGUGCGGUCCCGAGCUGGGCGAGGCUUCCUGCGGGCGCCGCGCGCGAGAGACUCCGCUCCUGGGCUCUGCAGUUUCUCCUUGGCCCGCCCAGGAAUAGACACCCACAAAGGGCAGAAAAAGAGAAAACGUUUUCUCUAGGGCCCUUCUCGGGGAAGGCAGCGGCUGCAGCAGUUCUGGUGUGAAAUCUUAAUUACAGGAAGACAUGUAUUAGGAAGCCUAUUGGAAUUAUAGCCAGAGGGGUUUUGCUUUUUUUUUUUUUAACCUCUUGCACAGUCCAAA
Molecule: messenger RNA, 794 nt
Organism: Bubalus bubalis (water buffalo)
Lineage: Eukaryota; Metazoa; Chordata; Mammalia; Artiodactyla; Bovidae
Product: basic proline-rich protein-like
Exons: 2
Coding region: 52-612 (186 amino acids)
Source: RefSeq, a predicted model, not a curated record